AUGGAUGGUCUCUCGUUUUAUGACAUCGGUGGCUACCGUGAAAACAUUCGCCGCUACAAAGAAGGGAUCGACCAGCUUUGCGAUAUACAAGCAAUGAUUAGGAACGAUUUGUUGCAGGAGCGAGUGGAUAUUGAAACAAGUUAUAGCAAAUGUCUGCAAGCCUACAAUGAUAAGUGGUCAACGCAUAUCGGUGGAUUAGCCGCAUCCGCACUGCAAGAUGUUUGGAGAGAUGUUUUGGAGGAGAGCAUGGAAUUGCAAAGACUUCAUGGGCAUGUCCGAGAUCGCAUCUGCGAGGAGGUUAUCUUUUGGUUUUUGUUGGAGAACUCGUGCACUGGAAAUUUCUGGCCUUUAACUUUUAGGAGGAUUUUGAAAACCAUUGCACUGUAUCUGAAAGACAAUCAUCAUCCAUCACCGUUUCGAGCCUCAAAAGAAUUGCGUGAAAUUGAAGAAGAUUUUGAGCGGGCGCAACGAACUUGGCGGCGACAGUAUGAGAAGGUGGAAAAAGCAAAAAAAGCAUUUCAUGCGGCAUCCAAGGCCGAGCGCACUGCCCAAGUUCAGAUGAGGAAUGCAUGCGGUGAUGCGACAAUUUCCUUGGAUAUCGAAUCGAAACAACGUGAUCGUUACCAGAAGUGUCAGGAUGAACUGGCGAAGACUGAGAGAGCUUAUUGUGCAACUUUAGAGAACCUGAAUAAUAUGAAAAAGAGUUACAUAUCUCACAUGAGCGACGUAUGUUGA
Gongylonema pulchrum is the source of this 735-nucleotide messenger RNA. NCBI's taxonomy places the organism in Eukaryota, Metazoa, Nematoda, Chromadorea, Rhabditida, Gongylonematidae. The record is from the annotation of a GenBank genome assembly.